AUGGUCCCGGAGGACCUGGGGGCCCAGGGUUUGGAGGUCCUCAAGGUGGUCCUCAAGGUGGCCAAGGAGGAUUUGGAGGACCCCAAGGAGGUCCCGGUGGCCCUCAUGGCGGUCCCCACGGCGGCCCUGGUGGUCCUGGAGGGUUUGGAGGUCCUCAAGGAGGCCCCGGCGGUCCCGGUGGCCCUGGUGGCCAUGGAGGUUUUGGAGGUCCUCAAGGAGGCCCCGGCGGUCCCGGUGGCCCUGGUGGCCAUGGAGGUUUUGGAGGCCCCCAAGGAGGUCACGGCGGUCCUCACGGCGGUCCUCAAGGCGGUCCUGGUGGCCCCGGUGGUCGUUGGUAAAGGAACUCAGCUUGAACGACUCGGAACAAACGCAGACAUGAGAUUGGGAAUUGGGAUGGGAUAG
Molecule: messenger RNA, 402 nt
Organism: Penicillium manginii
Lineage: Eukaryota; Fungi; Ascomycota; Eurotiomycetes; Eurotiales; Aspergillaceae
Exons: 2
Coding region: 1-402 (133 amino acids)
Source: RefSeq, a predicted model, not a curated record